Manis pentadactyla (Chinese pangolin) is the source of this 5265-nucleotide messenger RNA. Its product is annotated as ankyrin repeat domain-containing protein 26-like. Gene Ontology annotation, molecular function: protein binding. The transcript has 32 exons. The coding region runs from base 138 to 5150 and encodes 1670 amino acids. Lineage: Eukaryota; Metazoa; Chordata; Mammalia; Pholidota; Manidae. The record is from RefSeq and is a predicted model, not a curated record.
GUUAGUCUCAGCUGAAAGAUUCGAAACCGCCGAUCCGAGUUGGGCGGUUGUGGCCAGAUCCGGUUGGCUUAUCUCAUAGCACUGGCGGAAGGCAGCGCUGGAGCUGAGGGUGUCUCUGGAAGCCCGUUGGCUCCGCGAUGAAGAAGAUUUUUGGUUUCGGGGGUAGGCAGAGCGACUCCCCUUGGGGCCCCUCCAGCAGCGAGCGGAGGGACAGCGGGGGCGGCCUGCGGAAGGAGAGCAAGAGAGCCGACUCCCAGCCCGGGUACCACAUUGCAGACAAAGAUCUUGGGAAGAUACACAAGGCUGCCAACUUGGGCAAAGUAGCCAAAGUGCAGCAGGUCCUAUUGCUCGGAAAAAAUGGCUUAAAUGAUAGAGACAAGAUGAACAGGACUGCUCUCCAUUUGGCCUGUGCUAAUGGCCAUGCAGAGGUAGUAACUCUCCUAGUAGAGAGAAAAUGCCAGCUUAACCUAUAUGAUAAUGAAAACAGGACAGCUCUUAUUAAGGCCGUGCAAUGCCAGCAGGAGGAAUGUGCAACUAUUCUUCUAGAACAUGGUGCCAAUCCAAAUCUUACAGACAUCGGUGGCAACACUGCUCUCCACUAUGCUGCCGUUGGUCAGAAUCUAUCAAUAGCUGAAAAGCUGCUUUCACACAACGCAAACAUUGAGGCAAGAAACAAGGAUGACCUUACACCACUUUUACUUGCUGUAAGUGAAAACAAACAGCAAAUGGUAGAAUUUUUAGCAAAGAAAGAAGCAAGUAUAUGUGCAGCUGAUAAAAUGAAAAGCAAUCGUAAAGAGGAAAAGGAAUCUAAAAUUUCUUCUCAAAAUUCUCUAAAUCCUUCUCCAGGGGAGGAGAGUUCUGGAGAAGACUCUUUAAACAGGCUUUCCAACAAACCUGGCAUUGAUGAUUCAUGGCCUGUGUCAGAUGAUGAAGACUUAGAAGUUGAUACCAAGAAUGUCCUCAAACCAAGCUUAACAAAGCUAAUGACUGCUUCUCAGCAAUCCAAGAAAAACACUGAAGCAAAAUGUAGUGUGAGACCACACAAAAGAACCUUGUUUGAGGACAGUAAUUCUUAUAGUGAAAAUGAAGAAGUGGUUGAAACCCUUCCCAAGCCCUCAGUUGAAAUCCAGGGCUGUUCUCAUCCUUCCUUUCUAUUCCCCGAGUCUGUGUUGGAACCUCCAAAGUCUUUACUAGUCCUUGGUCUAACAAAGAAAGAACCAACAAAGCCAUCAGUUGGAAAACAGGAAAAUUGUAAUGAUGCUGUUGAAUGUGUUCCACAUAAUUUGACUUCUUUUGAUGGAGCACCCAAAAGUAAUAGAAGUGAUAUGAUGUCUGCAUUAGGAUUGGGAGGAGAGGAAGACAGAGAAUCACCUUGGGAUUCUGAGAGUAUCUCUGAGAGUCUUCCACAGAAUGUUGAUCAUUUUUCUGGAGCUGCAGAUCAAAGAGGAAAAAAUAUAUUAAAUAGUCAAUUAGAAGAUGUGUUUUAUAUACCUUCUUGCAUGAAUGGACCAAGAAAGUUAAAGAUUACUAAACUACAGGAUGCAAGACAUGUAGGCAUACCAGAAGUCCACAUGGAUUCUCCUGAAAAAUACCCCCACUUGGAGGUAAAAACUUACCUAUAUUUAUCUUGGUUUAUUAAUCAUAGAUUGUAUGAAGUUAAACUAGUGAUUAACCACCUUGUUUCAAAACCCAUUCAGCCUGCUGCCAAAGUGGAAGACUCUGUUCCUAAUAAAACAGUAGGGGUGAAGGCGAUACUAACAUCCAAAUCAGAUUUGUCAGCAGAAGUAGACUUACAAAUGAUAUCAGAGGAAGAACAAGAAAGGCUUGAUGGAAGUGAAUAUAAUUACCCACAGGUUGAAGAAGAAAAGCAGCAGCACAAAAGUAAUGACAUGGGAGGAUCAGGAAACAUAUAUGCUGCUGCUGCUGCUGCUGGGUUAAUUCAACAAAGAAAAAGGGACAAAACUGAUAACCAGCAAUUUCCUCUUGCGCAGAGUGAAGAUUCUGAUAGACCUGCAAAGAAAAUAUCUGAUGAAAGGAAUAAGGUCAAAAAGCAAAUUAAUUUAAUGGAUGACCUUGAUGACUUAACCCAGUCAUCUGAAACAGCUUCAGAGGGCAAGUUGCCUUACUCUACUUAUAAGAAUUCCAUGUUGCUAAUUGAACAACUUGGCAUGGAGUGUAAAGAUUCUGUGAGCUUACUGAAAAUCCAGGAUGCAGUUCUUUCAUAUGAAAGAUUAAUAGAACUUAAAAAAGGUCACUGUGAACUACUUAAAGGAAAAGUAAAAAAUAUGGAACAUAAGGUUAGUGGACUACAAAAGGAGCUAUCAGAAACAAAAGAGAUGGCAUCACAGUUAGAGCAUCAAAAAGUGGAAUGGGAACAAGAACUCUGCAGUUUGAGAUUUACCUUAAAACAAGAAAAAGAAAAGAGAAGAAAUGCUGAUAUGUUGUAUGAAAAAACUAGGAUGCAUUUAAAAAGAAAAGAGGAGCAACACAGUAAAGAAGUUGAAAAGAAACAGCAAUUGGAAUUCACUCUUCGAACACGAGACAUGGAAUUGAGGACUGUAAGAAUUAAUCUGAAUCAGGUUACAGAAGAGCGAAAUGACAUUCAGAGGCAACUUUCUCAAGAACAGAAUGCCAGAAUAUUACAAGACAGGAUUCUGACCAAUCACCUUUGCGAACAAAAGGGGACAGAAAUGGCACAUACAAAAAUGAAUUCUGAGGUUUCUGAUGGUCAUGAAAAAGAUCUCUUGCAUAAAAACCACAUGUUGCAGGAUGAAAUUGCCAUGCUAAGACUGGAAAUAGACACAAUAAAAAGUCAGAACCAGGAAAAGGAAAAGAAAUGUUUUGAGGACAUUGAAAUUAUAAAAGAAAAAAAUGAUGAUCUUCAAAAGACAAUAAAAGUGAAUGAGGAAACACUAACAAAAGCCAUACUCCAAUACAGUGGACAGCUUAAUGUCCUGACAGCUGAGAAUACAAUGCUAAACUCCAAGCUGGAGAACGAAAAACAAAACAAAGAAAGAUUGGAGACAGAAGUUGAAUCAUACCAUUCUAGACUGGCUGCUGCUAUACAGGAUUAUGAUCAAAGUCAGGCAUCAAAAAGAGAUCUAGAACUCACUUUCCAGAGAGCAAAAGAUGAGUGGUUUCGUUUACAGGACAAAAUCAAUUUUGAUGUGUCUAACCUAAAAGAUAACAAUGAGACUCUUUCUCAGCAGCUUUCUAAAGCUGAAAGUAAAUUCAAUAGCCUUGAAAUUGAGCUCCAUCACAUGAGAGAUGCUCUCAGAGAAAAGACUUUGGUUUUAGAACUUGUGCAAAGAGACCUAAGCCACAUACAGUGUCGAAAUAAGGAAAUUGAACAAAUGUAUCAGAAUGAGCAAAGUAAAGUGAGUAAGUACAUUGGAAAGCAGGAAUCCUUAGAGGAGAGAUUAUCUCAACUACAAAGUGAAAAUACAUUGCUCCGACAGCAGUUGGAUGAUGCUCAGAACAAAGCUGACAAUAAAGAAAAGACAGUAAUUAAUAUCCAAGACCAGUUUCAGGAAAUUGUAAAAAAACUUCAAGCUGAAAGUGAAAAACAAGGUCUUAUGCUGAAAGAAAGAAAUGAAGAAUUAAUCAAUUAUUGUAAUAAUUUAAAAGAAAGAAUGCAUCAGUAUGAAAAUGAGAAAGCAGAAAGAGAAGUAGUUAUGAGACAACUUCAACAAGAACUGGCUGAUACCCUAAAAAAACAAUCUAUGUCAGAGGCUUCUCUGGAGGUUACAUCACGUUACCGAAUUAAUUUAGAAGAUGAAACACAGGAUUUAAAGAAGAAAUUGAGGCAAAUCAGAACUCAAUUGGAAGAAGCACAAGGUCAACAUAUAGAGGCUGUAAGAUGUGCUCAGAAGACACAGGAUCACUUGCAAAAGCUUGAAGUCGAAAAUGACAACUUAAAAGUAACAAUCAAAAAGCAAGUGGUCAAAAUUGAACAGCUUCAGAAAAACCUUUUAAGUACAAGUUUGUAUCAAGGUGAAAAGGAACAGUUAAAGAAAUUGACAGAGUUAAAACAAUCUCUAGAACAUAGUUUGGAUCAAGAAGUGAUGAAAAACAGUGAAUUAGAAAAAGAGAUUUCUGGACUUAAGAAACUCUUAAAAAGAACAAGAAAGAAGUUAAAUGAAUAUGAAAAUGGAGAGCUUUGUUUCCAUGGAGAUUUAAAACCCGAUCAAACUGAAAUGGACAUUCAGAUUAAUAAACUAAAACAUAAGAUUGAUGAUCUUACAGCAAAACUGGAAACUUCAUCUUCAAAAUGUCAAAAUCUAGAUGCAAGAAAUCAAGUUCUUCAACAGGAGCUAUUAUCUAUGAGAGCAAUGCAAAAGAAAUGUGAAAAACUAGAGAAGAAUAAAAAGAAGUUGGAACAGAAAGUAGUAAACCUCAGGACUCAUAUAGAAAUAAAUAUGGUAGAACACAGCCAAGUAGAACUAUAUAAGCAGGACAUUGAAGAAAGAGCAAGACAGGAAAUAGUAGAAAAAUUAAAAGAAGUCAAUCUGUUUUUACAGGCACAAGCAGCAUCUCAAGAAAAGUUAGAGCAGUUGAGAGAAAAUAAUAGUGCUUCAAUAAGAAGCGAGAUGGAACUCAGAAUUAAAGACCUGGAAUUUGAGCUCUCCAAAACAAAAACUUCUCAAUAUUCUAGUAAAACAGAAUUGGAAAAAUACAAGCAACUCUACCUGGAAGAACUAAAAGUUAGAAAUUCAUUGGAAAAUAAACUAAACAUUCUCUACAGGACUAAUGAGAGGCUAACAGAGAUCAAUGCCAAACUUCUUGAGGAGAACCAGCAGAACAGAACUUUACUCAGCACUCUUACUAUGAGGCCAGCUCUGGAAACACCUUGCGUUGGAAAUCUUAAAGAUUCAGUGCUCAAUAGAAAUCUUACUCCAAGAGAAAACUUACUGAUUCCUACCCCAAAACUGCGGACUUCAGAUAACAUAGAGACGUUCCUUGCCAAGAUGCAGCAGGAAUUGGAAGAGAAUAUAACUAGAGAACUAGAAGAAGCUGCUGCUGAAUUUGAAUCUGAAUUCUGUAGAGUUCCUCCACUAGGAUCUACUGAUAUGUCGAAUCCAACUCAAUAUCUACUUUUGAAAACAGCACAAGAAUAUGCACAGAUUUUGAGGAAAAAUUAUAUGAUCUGAAAGAUAAAUGUAAAAAUAUAUAUACUGGUCUGUUUAUAUAACAUUUUCAUCCUUUUGCAUUAAGCAUAGGACAUGUGAAAAUCAUUAUUAAAGGAAAAUAUUUUUGUUUCAUGUG